UCCGGCUUCCACGCCACGCCCGGCUUCGUCGCCCCCGGGACGCCCACGCCGCCCGCCGCGCUGCGAUCGCCCGGGCUGAGGACUAUGCCGUGCCGGCGGGAGGCGGAGGAGGACGCGGGCGACGAGGCGGAGGCGGAGGAGGAGGAGGAGGAGGACGGCGACGGCGACAGCUUCCUCCUGCUGCAGCAGUCGGUGACGCUGGGCGGCUCGGGCGACGUGGACCGGCUGGUGGCCCGCAUCGGAGAGACGCUGCAGCUGGACGCGGCGGCGCACGACCGCCCCGAGCCGCCCCGCGCGCCCCCGGCGGACAAGGCCCGGCCCCCGGCGCUGCCCUGGCCGCCGCCGCCGCCCGCACUCGCGCCCGCGCCCGCCCAGCCCCGGGACCCGGCUGCCUUCGGGGCCUGGCGCUGCGCCCUCGGGGAGCGCGGCCGCGUGCGUGGCCGGGCUGCGCCCUACUUCGUGGCCGAGCAGCUCCCCGCCUCCGGCCCCGGCGCGCUGCCCGGCCCUUGCCGGCGCGGCUGGCUGCGGGAUGCCGUCUCCUCCCGCCGCCUGCAGCCGCGCCGCUGGCCCCCGGCCGGGCCGCACGCCGGCGAGGACGACCCGCACCGGCUCCUGCAGCAGCUCGUGCUCUCGGGCAACCUCAUCAAGGAGGCCGUGCGGAGGCUCCAGCGAGCCGUGGCCGCCGUGGCUGCGCCCGGGAACGGCCGCGCCGGCCCGGAUCCGGUGGCUCUGCAGCCCUCCGGCGCUUGGCACUGACCCGCGGCCCCAAGGGGAGGUCGACGAGGAAGAGGAGGCCGGGACGACCCGACGCUGAAGCCAUCGCCGCCGCCGACCCGCGCGCGGGCACCU
This is a messenger RNA of Suncus etruscus (white-toothed pygmy shrew), 849 nucleotides long. Its product is annotated as GSK-3-binding protein FRAT2-like. NCBI's taxonomy places the organism in Eukaryota, Metazoa, Chordata, Mammalia, Eulipotyphla, Soricidae. Gene Ontology annotation, cellular component: cytoplasm. The record is from RefSeq and is a predicted model, not a curated record.